UGCUGUGAGCUGCCUCUCUGAGAAGAUGGAUCAUCUUCCUCUUCCCCUGCUGUUCUUCCUCCUAUGCUCCACAUCUGAAGCUGGGGAGAUCAUCAAAGGCACAGAGUGCAAGCCUCACUCCCGCCCCUACAUGGCUCACCUGGAAAUUGUCAGUCACGAGAGUGCAGUGAUGUACUGUGGUGGUUUUCUGAUAAGACGGAACUUUGUGCUGACGGCUGCUCACUGUGCAGGAAGGUCUAUAAUGGUCACCCUUGGAGCCCACAACAUAACAAAAAAAGAAGACACAUGGCAGAAGCUUGAGGUCACAAAACAAUUCCCUCAUCCAAAAUUUAAUUACAGUCUUGUUCAUCACGACAUCAUGUUACUAAAGUUGAAGGAGAAAGCCAAGCUGACCCUGGCUGUGGGGACACUCCCUCUUCCAUCCCAGUUCAACUUCGCCCCACCUGGGAGAAUGUGCCGGGCGGCUGGCUGGGGAAUGACAGGCGUGUGGGAACCAGGCUCCGACACUCUGCAAGAGGUGAAGCUGAGACUCAUGGAUCCCCAGACCUGCAGAUACUUCAAAACGUUUGACCACAAUCGCCAGCUGUGUGUGGGCAAUCCCAAGAAGAAAAAAUCUGUAUUUCAGGGAGACUCAGGGGGCCCUCUUCUGUGUGCUGGAGUGGCCCAAGGCAUUGUCUCCUAUGGAAAGAUGAAUGCAAAGCCCCCUGCUGUCUUCACCCGGAUCUCCCAUUACCGGCCCUGGAUCAAUAAGGUCCUGAAGGAGAAUUAACUCUGGAGCCUGGGCCAGCCCAAAAGGAAAUCUGAGCCAGGUUCUCUGUGCUACAUACUCCAGAGGUGCCUCUGGUCCCUGCAAAAGUCGUGCCAUACCUCUAAUUCUCGAGAAGGUUCCUCUAGGUCACAAAACUCUCAAUCAAUCUCAAUAAAGACUCAAG
Messenger RNA from Molossus molossus (Pallas's mastiff bat), 932 nucleotides. RefSeq names its product chymase-like. Gene Ontology annotation, biological process: proteolysis. NCBI's taxonomy places the organism in Eukaryota, Metazoa, Chordata, Mammalia, Chiroptera, Molossidae. Gene Ontology annotation, cellular component: intracellular membrane-bounded organelle; cytoplasm. The record is from RefSeq and is a predicted model, not a curated record. The coding region runs from base 26 to 769 and encodes 247 amino acids. The transcript has 5 exons. Gene Ontology annotation, molecular function: serine-type endopeptidase activity.